AUGCCGAUGGCUGAGCCGGACGUCGAGGUGCCGGAGGGGGAGGUCAAGAAGGGAGCGAAGCUCUUCAAGGCGAAGUGCGCCCAGUGCCACACCAUCGAGAAGGGCGGCAACGCCAAGCAGGGCCCACCGCUGUGGGGCGUAUUCGGGCGCCAGUCCGGGACCCUGGAGGGAUUCGCCUACUCCGAGGCCAACAAGAACUCGGGCAUCAUCUGGUCGCACAAGCACAUGUACGAAUACCUCGUCAACCCGAAAAAGUACAUCCCGGGCACGAAGAUGGUCUUCGCGGGCAUCAAGAAGGAGAAGGAGCGCGCGGACCUCAUUGCGUACAUGGCGACCUGCGGGUGA
Prorocentrum cordatum is the source of this 345-nucleotide messenger RNA. NCBI's taxonomy places the organism in Eukaryota, Dinophyceae, Prorocentrales, Prorocentraceae. The record is from the annotation of a GenBank genome assembly.